Messenger RNA from Trichomonas vaginalis G3, 546 nucleotides. RefSeq names its product small Ras GTPase Rsp. Gene Ontology annotation, cellular component: plasma membrane. The record is from RefSeq and is a predicted model, not a curated record. NCBI's taxonomy places the organism in Eukaryota, Parabasalia, Trichomonadida, Trichomonadidae. Gene Ontology annotation, biological process: signal transduction. The coding region runs from base 1 to 546 and encodes 181 amino acids. The transcript has a single exon. Gene Ontology annotation, molecular function: GTPase activity; GDP binding; GTP binding.
AUGGGAGAAGACGCCUAUAAGAUUGCCAUUCUUGGAACUGGUGGUGUCGGAAAGACUUGUAUUGUCCUCCGUCUCACAAGAUCUAAAUUUGACCCAGAAUACGUCCCUACAAUUCAAGAUUUCUUCGAAAAGCAACUUGUUCUCGACUCUAAAUCAUACACUCUUAACAUUAUUGAUACAGCAGGUCAAGAAGAAAUGGGCCCUAUUACAGAUAUUGCUAUUAAAGAAGCGCAAGCUUUCAUCAUUGUAUAUUCAGUUAAAUCUAUGAUUUCAUUCCAAGAAACAGAAAAAUUCUAUAAUAAAAUCAAAACACUUAAUAAUACACCAAAGAUUGUCCUUUGUGGAAAUAUGUGUGAUGUUCCUGCUGAGGAAAGAUCAGUAACUGAAUCCCAAGGUACAACACAGGCCGCAAAAUGGAAUUGCAAAUUCUUUGAAACAUCUGCUAAGGAUGAUGUAAAUAUUAAUGAAGCCUUUAUUGCUGCAUUGAAGUUAUUGAUUCCUUCAACUCAACAAGCAAAUAAUAAUAGCUGUUGUGUCAUUGCCUAA